AUGCUUUUGGAGUCUCGAAUUUUGUAUCGUCUUGGAAAAAUGGAUGCUUGCUUAGAUAUCUACCAGAAGCUUCAAAAGUCCAAGAUUGAUAUGUUGGGAAUAAAUUCUGUCGCUGCCUUGGUUAUGGCAGGUAGGUCAUCUGAAGUACAAGGAUGGUUGGAUUCAUCGCAGGUCAAAGCAACAAGCAGCUUUGAAUUGGCAUAUAAUACUGUUUGUUCUCCAAUUCAAAGGAAUAAGUACACAGAUGCUGAACUACUCUUGCUGUCUGGCCGAAGAACUGGUCAAGAGAGCCUGAUGGAAGAUAACUGGCCUGAUAAAGAUAUAGAAAUUGAGUUGUCUCCUAUUGUUGUACAAUUGGGCUAUGUCCAACAGCGUCUUGGGCGUAACCAAGAUGCAAUUGAAGCUUAUAUGGACAUGAUUAAACGAGAUAUGGCCGAUGAAUCAUCCACUGCAAAGACAAUCUCUAUCUGCCCAGCAGAUAAUUUUCAAUGCUUUAGGCUUCUGUAUAACUGUGGCUACAACCAUCAUUAUCACAGUUUAUGCCAGAGUCAGAGACUCCUGCAAUCAGAUGGCAACAGAUGGGACUCUCUCAUUCAAUGAUAUAUCAAAUGAAAUCUUAACUGUCAAACAUAUUAUCUUUUUCUCUGUUUAAACCAAGCCUCAACUGAUGACGGUAAAUUCCUUCUUGCUGCACGCAAGUGUCGGCGUGUAACCCACACUGACUAUAUCAUAUCUCUAAACCUUGAUGAUGUAUCAAGAGGUAGUAUCACCUAUGUUGGGAAAUUGAGAUCAAACUUUCUGGGCACCAAAUUUACCGUGUAUGAUGCACACCCUCCAUUUUAUGGAGCCAAAGUUGCAAAGUCUCGUUCGACCAAGCUAGUUAGUCUCAAGCAAGUGUCUCCAAGAGUUCCUGCAGGCGACUAUCCCAUCGUGCAUGUCUCAUAUGAUCUGAAUGUUUUGGGCUCUAGGGGACCUAAGAUAAUGCAAUGUGUUAUGGAUGCCAUCCCUGCCGCAGCUGUUGAACCUGGAGGCGAGGCCCCGACACAGACUCGUUUUCUUCACAGCAGAAACGAUACUUCUCCAUCAAUUCCAUUCUUCCGAUCAAAAUCAACCCGUGCAGAGAAUAUCCAAUCCAUUGUACCUUUGACUAGUCAAGACAAAGGAAUGAGUCAGCCAGAAUUAUUAAGAUACAUUCUUAACUAAUAUUUCUCUCA
Molecule: messenger RNA, 1214 nt
Organism: Lathyrus oleraceus (garden pea)
Lineage: Eukaryota; Viridiplantae; Streptophyta; Magnoliopsida; Fabales; Fabaceae
Product: tubby-like F-box protein 6
Exons: 2
Biological process (GO): SRP-dependent cotranslational protein targeting to membrane
Cellular component (GO): signal recognition particle, endoplasmic reticulum targeting
Molecular function (GO): ribosome binding; 7S RNA binding
Source: RefSeq, a predicted model, not a curated record